AUGGCGAGGGGGCAGCUGUCGGGGGGCGCUUGGGGGGCUCUGGUGCUGUUGGGGCUGAUGCUGCCGGCUGCACCGGCGGGAGCUUGGUACAAGCACGUCGCCAGCCCGCGGUACCACACGGUGGGACGCGCCUCGGGGCUGCUGAUGGGCGUCCGCCGCUCCCCGUACCUCUGGCGCCGGGAGCUGCCGGCAGAACCUCCGCACCGCCCUGGGGGCACCGCGUCCGCCGCAGCCCCGCAGCCCCCGGGGAGCCUCGCGGGGGACCCUCCGCCACCGCCGCCCGUCCCCGGCCGCCUCCUGCAGCGCCUGCUCCGCCGGGGCUGGGGCUGGGGGGGGCCGCGUCCCGCACCCGCCCGGCCACCGCCCUCCGCCCGCGGAGCUCAGCCUCGCCCGAUUGAAGACAUCGCUGCGCUGCGCUGA
Molecule: messenger RNA, 420 nt
Organism: Centrocercus urophasianus (Greater sage-grouse)
Lineage: Eukaryota; Metazoa; Chordata; Aves; Galliformes; Phasianidae
Gene: NPW
Product: neuropeptide W
Exons: 2
Coding region: 1-420 (139 amino acids)
Biological process (GO): G protein-coupled receptor signaling pathway; feeding behavior
Molecular function (GO): G protein-coupled receptor binding
Source: RefSeq, a predicted model, not a curated record